CGGUGUCUCCGCCAUUUUUGUCGAUUGCCUAUUGUUCAGUGUGUAGCUAACGUAGCGAGCGGUGCUAAUUCACGGAAUACUGCGCAAUAAAAGUAUUUAGUGCUGGGGUCGACGCGGAUUCGGUUUUAGGCUUGUGACUUGUUGUCAGCCAGCAAGUUAAACAGGAUGGACGACGAGCAUUCCAAAACCCUGUAUGUGGGGAACCUGUCCCGGGAUGUGACGGAGGCCCUCAUCCUGGAGUUGUUUGGGCAGAUUGGUCCCUGCAAGAGCUGUAAAAUGAUAAUUGAUACUGCAGGUCACGAUCCAUACUGUUUUGUGGAAUUCUAUGAGUAUAGACAUGCUACUGCCACAAUAUCAGCUAUGAAUGGUCGGAAAAUACUGGGUAAGGAAGUCAAAGUCAACUGGGCCACAACCCCAACCAGCCAAAAGAAAGACACAAGCACUCACUUCCAUGUCUUUGUUGGAGAUCUAAGUCCUGAAAUUACCACAGAAGACAUAAAAGCAGCUUUUGGUCCAUUUGGGCAAAUAUCUGAUUGUCGAGUAGUGAAAGACCUGGCCACGGGUAAAUCUAAGGGAUAUGGCUUUGUCUCCUUCUUCAACAAGUGGGAUGCAGAGAAUGCCAUACAGCAGAUGGGAGGACAGUGGUUAGGAGGCAGGCAGAUCAGGACGAACUGGGCCACAAGGAAACCUGCACUGAAAACUACAAAUGAAAAAGCAAAUGCCAAGCAACUAUCUUUUGAUGAAGUAGUGAACCAGUCCAGCUCCAGCAACUGCACAGUCUACUGCGGCGGAGUCACAACAGGUCUCACAGAACAAAUUAUGAGACAGACCUUCUCACCUUUUGGUCAAAUAAUGGAAAUCCGUGUUUUUCCUGACAAAGGCUACUCAUUUGUGAGAUUUAACUCCCAUGAAGCAGCAGCUCACGCUAUUGUUUCUGUCAACGGCACAUCUAUAGAGGGCUAUGUUGUUAAGUGUUACUGGGGCAAAGAAGCAACGGACAUGGUUAGUCCUGUGCAGCAGGUACCGAUGGCCCAGCAGAACCCAGUGAGCUUUGCAGCACAGCCCUACAGCCAGUGGGGUCAGUGGUACAGUAACACACAUCAGAUUGGUCAGUACCUGCCCAAUGGAUGGCAGAUGCCCAGCUAUGGAGUGUAUGGACAGACCUGGGAUCAGCAUGGGUACAAUCACCUACACGCUGGAGCUGGAUGGACAGGCAUUGGUGGGAUGGUGGAGCCCGGGCAGGGAGUCAACGGGACAGUGCUAACAAACCAGGGCGGCAUGGGCACAGCCCGCUUCCACACUCACUGAUUGCUGGCCACAGUAGCUCAGAUCCUUUGAGGGCACAAGGUCGAUCUUCUGCCGGGCAAAGGAGUACAUUAGAUGUGCCCCACACACUUAUUCUGUGUUUGGGAGGUUGAGCUGCCAUUAUCUCUUACCAAUCCAUAGGUCACCCACUGCCCAAAGUCUCCCAUGUUUAAAGGCAACAGUCUCCCAGUACUCUCAGAACACGUUAACGCUUAAAUCAGCUUUUGCUAAUGCACAUUGCAUUCCUGGUCUUAGGGUCUGGUUUUAUUGACAUAUGUUCUUUUUCUAUAGCCUGAAAUAUCCUGAUAUAAACACAAGGUGGCGAUGCUUGUCCCUUAGAGCUGAAGAUAAGGUGGAAAUUUAUACCAAUGUCCAGCAGUCAUACAGUGAGAAAUACCUAUGGAGUGUCGUCUCACUUGUCCAUGAGUAUGAAGGUGCUCCCACAAGACAUGCAGGGGGUGCUCUUUUUGUUUUUUGUUUGUCUUAUUUGGAACCUCUUGCUCACACUGUUGCUGUGUCCGCUGUAGUAAAAGUCCAGUCAAGUUCUCAGGGUGUCAAGUCCUCCUCAAACUGUUUACAAAGAAGAAAAUGACCAUUGAUUAGACAGAAAAGGUGAGUUGGGGACAAGUGGAUACCAGGAAGCGAGUGCAUGUCAGCUCUUCUUCACGACCCUCCUGGAACAGACUGAGAAUCCAAGUCUUUGGAUGAAAAAUGUGAACUUUGUUGUGUGCGUGAAGUGAUGCUUUUGCACACAAAGCCAGGAUUAUUUUUUUUCCCCAGAUUCAGAAAAGUCUAUGCCAUUUUGAUGUUUUUGCUGGGAAGGGUGGGGUGGUAACUUAAUUUUGGGCAAAUUGAAAUUGCAAACAUGCGAAGGUCUUAUUUUUCAUUUCGGGGCUCUUCCAAAAAAAAACAAAAAAAAAAAAACAGUUGGUGUGAUGCCAUGAAACAAGGUUACAUGCUGGGCUUGUUUAUAAUGCUGAUUGGAUGCCAACUGUCGACUUAAUUUUAUAAAUUAGGGCUUUGAUUUCUCAUGUCAACAAAUCGCAGGAAUCAUUGCCGUUGCACGAGUGCUGAAAAAAAAUGUAAACAUAAUUUGAUGCUUUUUGUUUUUUUUAGCAUUUGGCUUUGAAUAAUUUUAUUUGGAAGUCUGAUUUCUGUAAGUAACCAGUCUUUUUGAACUGCAUGGAAUGCGGACAAAGACAAAUGUUUAUGGGGAAGCGCGCUUCCUUCUCCUUGCGUUAAUGUGUUCUGCCGACAGCAGUGUCCCUGUCACGUGUUGGCCCAUGUUACCUGUACAGAAGCACUGCAACAUUUGAUUUUUCUGGAGACUUUGAGCACUAGUAACAUUAUUGUCAAUGCAAAGACAAAACAGCAAAAUUUUUAUUUUAAUCCUCAGUGGCAGAAGGAUUUAAUGCAGUGUGAUAAUUAUGAUCAGAGUUUUGUACUGUGCUCAAGAUUUUUAAUACAGUUGAAAAAUCUGUUGUGUUGCCUUAUUAAAGUUUGAUCAGACGUC
Messenger RNA from Thalassophryne amazonica, 2818 nucleotides. Its product is annotated as nucleolysin TIA-1-like. Bases 166 to 1308 code for a protein of 380 amino acids. The record is from RefSeq and is a predicted model, not a curated record. The transcript has 12 exons. NCBI's taxonomy places the organism in Eukaryota, Metazoa, Chordata, Actinopteri, Batrachoidiformes, Batrachoididae. Gene Ontology annotation, molecular function: mRNA binding.